Messenger RNA from Penicilliopsis zonata CBS 506.65, 912 nucleotides. RefSeq lists its product as hypothetical. The record is from RefSeq and is a predicted model, not a curated record. The transcript has a single exon. Bases 1 to 912 code for a protein of 303 amino acids. NCBI's taxonomy places the organism in Eukaryota, Fungi, Ascomycota, Eurotiomycetes, Eurotiales, Aspergillaceae.
AUGAAUACAGCUCGCUCUCGGGGGCGUAAUGUCUGGGUAGAAUUCUCAUCUGCCCCAGGCCAAAUCCAAGGCGGACUUUGCGCCGCAAAUAGCCUCACCAAGGCCCAGUUUCUCGACAUGCUAUAUGUUGUGUUCUCUGCUCCAGGUGGAUUCAAAACAAGGCUAUAUGCCUCAAGCUCUCCUAUUACUGCUACACACGAAACUCUAGAACAUGGUCGCUACAUUCUCACGCCCCACAUAUCUGGAGAACGGGUCUGCGUCAGUGAUGAGAGAUUCUUCCCGCGAACCCUCUCGCUAUCGACAACGCUUCGAGAUCGGGCUUUUAGGGACCAAGUACGUAGACGAGACCAAAAAUGCGUGAUAAGCGGUGAAUCAAAUUUGGAAGUUCACCUUGAUAGAUGGGUUGGCUUCGAAGCCGCCCAUGUUUUCCCCCUCGCCUUAGAUAACAUCUUCAUCAGUAUGGGCUACACACAGCUCAUCACGCAUAAUGAUCCACCGGGAGUCAAUUCCCCCCAAAAUGGGCUGCUUCUUGAUUCGAAAAUACAUCGUCUUUGGGAUGACUACUCCCUUGCAGUCAACCCACACAAUGGCUAUCAAGUCCAGGCUUUUAUGCCGGGUGCAUGGAAAUUUCACGGUAAUAUUCUUGAUACUGCGUGUCGGCAGCCUAAUGAUUCCUUGGGUAUUCUUGAUGCCCUUCUGCGCUGGCAUUACGAGCAAGCUGUACUUUGCAAUAUGCGUGGCGCUGGUGAACCAUCUUUUGAGUUUGACUUCCCGCCUGGAACCGAUAUGAUGGGUGAAAUCCGUCAAGGUCCGCGGCCUGAAGAGCGAAUGGAGGCCGAGUUAUUUAAUCGACUUUAUGGGUUUUCUAAUGAGCGGCUUUCCGGCCUGGAGUCUGAAGCCGAAGUGAUCUGA